Messenger RNA from Coccomyxa subellipsoidea C-169, 858 nucleotides. RefSeq names its product MT-A70-domain-containing protein. The record is from RefSeq and is a predicted model, not a curated record. The transcript has 6 exons. Lineage: Eukaryota; Viridiplantae; Chlorophyta; Trebouxiophyceae; Coccomyxaceae. Gene Ontology annotation, cellular component: RNA N6-methyladenosine methyltransferase complex. The coding region runs from base 1 to 858 and encodes 285 amino acids.
AUGGAGAUCGAUGAAGCUCCUUCGACAUCGAAGGCUGCUGCAUUGCUAGAAGGCACUGAGGCAUCAGCAGACAAGCGAUGGGCAGAACUGUCAGAGCAAGCGCUUGAUGAGGAGAUAGCAGCCUACAGAGGGGGAAUAGAAGAUGUCAGCAAGGAACUGGAGGCACUCGGGGUCAUUUGGCAGGUGCCCCCACACUGCAUCCCCAUCCAUGCCAACGUUAUGACCUAUGACUGGACGACGCUCAUCACAACGACACAAUUCGAUGUCAUCAUGAUGGAUCCACCCUGGCAGCUGGCCACUGCCAAUCCCACUCGAGGGGUUGCACUGGGGUACAGCCAGCUGACAGACAGGGAUAUAGAGGACCUGCCUGUGCCCCAGCUGCAGACUGAUGGCUUCCUCUUUGUCUGGGUUAUCAACGCCAAGUACAAGUUUACGCUGGACCUCUUCGAGCGAUGGGGUUACACGCUUGUGGAUGAGAUUGUGUGGGUGAAGAUGACUGUCAACCGACGGCUGGCCAAGAGCCAUGGGUACUACCUGCAGCACGCCAAGGAGGUCUGCCUCGUGGGCAAGAAGGGCAAAGACCCACAAGGGCUCAAGGGGUGCGUGGGGUCGGAUGUGAUCUACGCAGAGAGGAGAGGGCAGAGCCAGAAGCCAGAGGAGAUCUACCAGCUCAUAGAGGAGCUUGUGCCUGGAGGGAGGUAUUUGGAGAUCUUUGGGCGCAAGAACAACCUCCACAACUACUGGGUGACCAUUGGCAAUGAGGUGACCGGGACAGGGCUGCCUAAAGAAGAUGUGGCAGCCCUCAAAGAGCAUGACCGAAUCCCAAAUGCUGUCUAUGGUAGAAACCAGAAGAGCUAG